UGAAUUUUAAAGAAAACGACUGAUGUAGGAAAGCUGAUGAAAUAUUUCAUCUCUGCUGCAUUUUCACCUUUUUAUUGCAGUUUGAAGUAGUUUCUGUUCAACCUAGAGUAUCUUACAUGAUUGAAAGAGAGAAAGUGGCAUUAUGAAUGUCCUUUUAUCAAAUAUGCGACAGUUUACUGGUCGGACAAAGCAAGUGAUUUUCUCAGAUGUUCACAUAGCCCAGUUGAGAUCAUUUAGAAGAGCAGCACAAGAUGGAAAAGGACUAUCUAGAAACCCUAAGAAGAAAAUUGUUGAUGUCAAAUUCGACAAGGCACACCUAGAGCAGUUUAAUGUUGUUUAUGAUGAUGUUCCAAAGAAACUUCCGUUCAACAGACUGUUCAAACCUUUUGUAUUUGCAGGAGUAUUCACUGGAUGUGCAUUUAGUGGGGCAGCAGUCUGGCAAUAUGAAGAAGCACGUAGCAGGGCCAUCAACAGACUCAGGCAGCGUUACUCAGGUUUCUUUGAUGCAAGGGAGAGAAAACAUGGUGAAUUCAGAGAUAUGAUGCAUCAAUGGUAUGGCAGAUUAACCGGAACUCAGAAGGUCGUCCUUGGCAUCGUAGCAGCUAACAUUGCAGUAUUUACUUUCUGGAGGAUACCGGCAAUGCAGCACUUCAUGAUACAGUGGUUUAGUGCAAACCCUGCUGCCAGUGCCACUUGCCUACCAAUGAUCCUUUCUGUCUUUAGUCAUUACUCCCUCUGGCAUUUAGGAGUCAACAUGUAUGUCUUAUGGAGCUUCUCUGGUAGUAUAGGGAGUGUGCUCGGUAAAGAGCAGUUCCUUGCAAUGUACCUCAGUGCUGGUGUGUGGUCUUCCUUUGCAAGCUACGCGCUAAAGAUUGCCACUUCAAGAUUCAAUCCCUCAUUAGGGGCCUCAGGUGCAAUAAUGGCCGUCUUGGGAGCAGUUUGUGUACAGUAUCCUGAUGCCAGAUUAGCCAUUGUCUUUCUUCCUUUCAUCACCUUCUCUGCAAGCACAGGUCUUGUAGCUCUCUUAGGUCUGGAGACUACAGGAGUUCUUCUCGGCUGGCAGUUCUUUGACCAUGCUGCUCAUCUUGCUGGAUUAUUAUUUGGAUGCUACUAUAUAAAGCACGGUCACAAAGUAUUCUGGGACAAGAGACAGCACUACCUUGAGCGGUGGCAUAAACACAGAGGAAAACCGAGUGAGGUCUGAAUAAUAAGACUAAGCAACAAACUCUUAAAUGAUAAAACUGAUCUCGGCGAUCAUCAAUACUGUGAUGUGAGCUGUGGGCGAAGAUUAGUCAUAUCUUUGUGGAUGAACCUGACUGGCAGAGGAUAAUUUGAAGUCUUGUUUCAUGAGGAAGCCAAUUUUCAUUCUGAUGAUCAACUCCGCAAUGUUGCGAUGCCAGCGGA
Messenger RNA from Lytechinus variegatus (green sea urchin), 1404 nucleotides. RefSeq names its product presenilins-associated rhomboid-like protein, mitochondrial. Gene Ontology annotation, cellular component: membrane. The transcript is spliced from 9 exons. The record is from RefSeq and is a predicted model, not a curated record. Gene Ontology annotation, molecular function: serine-type endopeptidase activity. The coding region runs from base 143 to 1204 and encodes 353 amino acids. NCBI's taxonomy places the organism in Eukaryota, Metazoa, Echinodermata, Echinoidea, Temnopleuroida, Toxopneustidae.